AUGAACGCGCUGAAACCCAAAGUUAUCUACGGGACUGCAUGGAAAGGCGAACGCACAACCCAGCUUGUAAUGAACGCCUUUCUACAGGGGUUUCGUGCUCUUGACACAGCAUGCCAGCCAAAGCAUUACAGGGAGGACCUCGUAGGAGAGGCUUUGGAGAGGCUGCAAUACAGACACGGUCUUUUGCGCAAAGAGUACCACAUCCAGACCAAGUUCACGCCGAUAGGUGGCCAGGACCUUAACAAGCCUCUCCCUUACAACCCGCGGGACAGCGUCACAGACCAGAUUGAAUCAUCCCUCGCAACUUCUCUGCGCAAUCUGCGGACGUCUUAUCUCGAUUCCUAUCUUUUGCACUCGCCUCUGCAGAUCGAUGCGGGGACCGUACGCAAGAUUGGUAUCAGCAAUGUCUACGACGUUCGUAUGCUUAUCACGCUGGGACAGCUGAGAAAGGUGCAGGUGGUGCAAAACCGGUGGUACGAGGGCAACAACUGGGAUCGCGAAGUUUGGCAGUAUUGUAGAGACAACGACAUCGAGUACCAGUCAUUCUGGACGCUGACCGGGUCGCCUAGUCUGCUAGCUCACCCAACAAUCCUCGCAGCCGCCGCUAAACUUGACGCUACGCCUGCGCAGAUCAUUUUCAAGCUUGUGCAACUCCAUGACAUCAUUUCGUUGACUGGAACAAGCAAUGAGUUACAUAUGCAACAAGAUCUCGCAGCGGAGCGAAUCGCGCUCGAGGGCGUUGAAGAGGAAAUCAGGAUCGUCACCAAGUUCAUUUGGGGUUGA
This is a messenger RNA of Pisolithus orientalis, 783 nucleotides long. Its product is annotated as NADP-dependent oxidoreductase domain-containing protein. The transcript is spliced from 7 exons. Bases 1 to 783 code for a protein of 260 amino acids. Gene Ontology annotation, molecular function: oxidoreductase activity. The record is from RefSeq and is a predicted model, not a curated record. NCBI's taxonomy places the organism in Eukaryota, Fungi, Basidiomycota, Agaricomycetes, Boletales, Pisolithaceae.